CCCUCGGCAGGCUCCCGGCGCGCCAGAGCCCGAGGCCAAGCCGGGUGAGCCCCAGGGCGCGCGCCUCUCCUCGCUGGCGAGGCUGAAGGUAGAGCCGAGGGAAGGAGGCGGAGGCGGAGGCGGAAAGGAUGGGCAGCAAGGAAGAUGCGGGCAAGGGGUGUCCGGCGGCCGGUGGCGUCUCCAGCUUCACCAUCCAGUCCAUCCUGGGCGGGGGCCCUUCGCAGACGCCGCGGGAGCCGGCUGGCUGGCCGGCCCGGAAGCGCAGCCUGUCAGUGUCCUCGGAGGAGGAGGAGCCGGACGACGGCUGGAAGGCGCCGGCCUGCUUCUGCCCAGACCCGCACGGCCCCAAGGAGCCGGGCCCCAAGCACCACCCCCCCAUCCCUUUUCCUUGCCUGGGUACCCCGAAGGGCAACGGAGGCGCGGGGCCGGCGGGCUCGGAGCGCACGCCUUUCCUCUCUCCGUCGCCCCCGGACUUUAAGGAGGAGAAAGAGAGGCUGUUGCCCGCGGGCUCGCCCUCCCCCGGGCCCGAGCGGCCGCGGGACGGCGGCGGCGAGCGGCAGGCGGGCGCGGCCAAGAAGAAGACGCGCACCGUGUUCUCGCGCAGCCAGGUGUACCAGCUGGAGUCCACCUUCGACAUGAAGCGCUACCUGAGCAGCUCGGAGCGCGCCUGCCUCGCCUCCAGUCUGCAGCUCACCGAGACGCAGGUCAAGACUUGGUUCCAGAACCGCCGCAACAAGUGGAAGCGGCAGCUCUCGGCCGAGCUGGAGGCGGCCAACAUGGCGCACGCGUCGGCGCAGACUCUGGUGGGCAUGCCGCUCGUGUUCCGGGACAGCUCGCUGCUGCGCGUGCCGGUGCCGCGCUCGCUCGCCUUCCCGGCGCCGCUCUACUACCCGGGCGGCGGCCUCUCGGCCCUGCCGCUCUACAACCUGUACAACAAGCUGGACUACUGACCCGGCUCGAGCUGCCAGAGACGUGAAGAAAUACACCAUGUGUAUUCGUUAGCUCUUAUUUAUGGCCUCCGUCCUGCUUUUUUGUUUUCAUCCUUUCGGGUAUUUAUCGGCGUCCCGCGAGCCGGAUCGCCUGCUUGCUACCCAGCCCAAACCAAUGCGCUUUGAAAGCCCACCUCGGAGGGGGAUGCCCUCGGGUGGGCGGUGGUGGCGGUGGGAAAGGGGGUCUUGGCCAAGUCGGAACGCCGGCAGCACCCGGUGCCCACCUCCCCGCCCCCGUAGGCACACCUGUACAUAUGCACCUGCACGCGCGCUCCGCCGCGCCAGGCCCUCGGGGCUUCGGACAACUCUCUAACCGCCUCUCAUCCUGAGGAUGGGUAGGGGCGAAAGGGGUAAGAGUCCAGAUCUGUAAAUAUUUUUAAAGAGGAAAAAAAAUAAAACGUUUUAAACAUCGUUGUUAACUUCGGAAGGGCUUUUUGCCCGGCACGCUGCCACGCGCAAAGUUUUCUCCCCGUUCCGUGGAAAGCCUUGCGGGCUGCUGGCUGGAAACACGUGCGAAUGGGGCCGGGGCCAAGGGGUAAAGGUCGGGACCUUGGCGCCGCCCAGGCGGCACGUGGCCGGAGCUUCGUUCCCUUUCCAACCCCUUGUCGGUGCCUCUGAGCCCGGCGCGGGCUGGGGCGCACCCCGGCUGGAGUCAGACAAAAGCGGGGAGGCAGGCCUCGCCGCUGGAGCGGGUGCCUUCCCGGAACGAGCUUGGCCGAAGCAGGGCACCGCCGGACGUGGCGCAGGCUGGGCCGCGCGUCUCCUCUCCGAGCGCGGAGGGCUAGCGGUGGCGCUGCCUGCACCCAGCGAGUCAUCCCCCAGGGCUCGCCGCGAACCUUGGCGCCACCGGCUUGCAGCCGCACCGCGCUCCGCAGCUGGUGCCGCGGCCGCGCGUCCCGCCCCAAGCGGGAAUGGGCGCCGCAAGGCCGCACUUCGGCCCAGAAGGGUUCCCAGGCCCAAGACCAGGCGAGGCAAGAUCUGGAGGCACAGGCGCUUCCGAACCGCACUCACUGGUUUUUGUUAGCGGUUUGCAUUGUGCGUGGCUCAAUGACCGGGUCACGGGGCAGCGGCCGGCCACUUGCUCCGAAUGGAUGCGUGGCGCGCGGGGCGGGGAGGGCGCCGCGCGCGGAGAACGGCUGCGGGACAGCAGUGCACGUAGUCUGCGGUCCUUCUGCUUAGGUCGCAGCCACCUGUUUCUCGGGAAACAUCGGAAAGGCGAGCCUGGGCUUGUAGGAGGCUGCUGGUUUGGCACGGGGCGGGCGUGGGGGGGGGGGUGGCGAGCGGAGUCUGUGCGAGGGAGCCGGAGACCCCAGAGGGCCGCAGCACCCAGGCCGGCCCCCACCCUCCAGAGGGGAAACAUGGGAAGGAGAGACUUCUCCUGGAGAGAGAUCGAAAUCACUACGUUUUCUGAAAAUCCCAACCGAGUAUCUGCAGACCGAGCGACAUGCAGUGUUAGUGGGAAGUGCUUGGCCCAAAAGCCCCAAUCUGAUAUUGUCCAGUGUAAGAUUUUUUUUCCCUCCUUGUAUUCGACUUCAUAAAGAUCACGAUCUAUUCCAAGGUGACGUCAGAAGGAAGUUAGUGAGAGCUAACUGCCGACACUAGGUUGGUUCAGCUGCAUUUAUUUCAUUUCAGCGAGUUCACGCCAAUAUUGACUGAGCCCUGGAACCCGGGAGAGCCGAGGCUAACCACUGGGCAGUGGGAGGGAAGCCGGCAGCGGCGCUGGGCCUGUUUGCUUCCGAUUUAUUAUGGGCACUACUUUAUUUCAAUGGUCUCUCUCUCCAGAUGACUCUCUUUAAAUGAUUUCUCUCUAACUUUGCUGCUUGAAUAUUCCACGCAGACACGAUCAAAUUACUUCCGAGGAGCUACGUGCAGAGGGUUAGUCCGUCCCUGUCAGUUUUCGUCUGCAUUUCAAUAUGUUGCAGUUUUUUUUUUUUUUAAUGAGAUGAUGGUUUUAACAGCGUUGGAUCACUGUGUUCCUAGGUUCACUUCUCUUAUAGGAAGUGGCCAUGUUAGUCACUGUGUGCAUUUAAUCACUGUUUUGCCCUUAACAUUUGAGGGAAUGUCGCUUACAGUUUGUCAAAAUGUGUAUAUUUCACUCUUUUUUUUACUAAUCCAAAAUUGCCAA
Molecule: messenger RNA, 3114 nt
Organism: Oryctolagus cuniculus (rabbit)
Lineage: Eukaryota; Metazoa; Chordata; Mammalia; Lagomorpha; Leporidae
Gene: HMX2
Product: H6 family homeobox 2
Biological process (GO): regulation of transcription by RNA polymerase II
Cellular component (GO): nucleus
Molecular function (GO): DNA-binding transcription factor activity, RNA polymerase II-specific; RNA polymerase II transcription regulatory region sequence-specific DNA binding
Source: RefSeq, a predicted model, not a curated record